CUGGAAGUGGUCCGAACGAGAUGAUCUCGCUUGCCCACGUCAAGUCGAGCCAGUUGCAGGACGCCGCGGCUGUCGCUGCGAAAAGGAUAGCGUGGCCGGGGGGUAGCAUUACGUCCAACAAGGAAGAGGCGCUCCAAAAAUUUCUUGAACGCAAGAAAGCUGCGGAAGACCGCGCCGCCGGAGGUGUCGUCACGACUCCCACCGCUCAGCAAUCGUCGCGUGCCAAGUUGACGAAGCAUCACCAUUCUCCAUCAAAGACUGGGAAAGGGCGCGUUGCCGCAGGACAUGGAGCGAGAUACACACGUGAAGUCAAGCCUAAACUGUUCAAGAAGCGCCACAUGGUGAACAAGCAACCCAAGUUUGUCAAGCGCGCGGGCAAGAAACUUCACCACGCGUCCGACGAUAAUGAAGGGAGCGCACCUUUACCGACGACGGCAAAGCUCUCGAUGUCGUUGGACGACAUUGUGAAGAAGAAGAAGUAGCCGAGACGGUGUAAUCAACAUGCCAUUGUCAUGUUGAUCCUCGCUGCGCGACCGUGAACGGGGAGCCGCCACAUACAUACGACGGACGCGUCGCUGCCCUCAAGCACAGGAGAGACGAUGCCUCGAGUGUGACGUUGCCGAAGAACGGAUUCAACGAUGGCUUUGCGCUUCCACCGUCGUCAUGCUGAUAUCGCCCAGGUGCAUGUGCGGCUCGUACGACCUGGCGCUUGUGUCCCGAAGACGUCUAACAUAAUGGCUUCGUUCUGGCGGGAGUCGUCAGGUCACAAGCUUUAGGCGGUACGUCUACACGACGAAAGGAUAUCCGCGCAAUGCACGUCAAAGGGCGUGGUCGAUCACGAGCUCUUCCGCUGAAGGUCAUCUGUGUGCAGCGAACAACACGUGGUCAUGCACCGCCACCCUUUCAGCACCCAAUGUCGAUCCCUUCCCCAGACAAAGCCAGCUCUUACUAGCACCUUUUGCCCCGAUGCGAUGGAUGAGCUUGGAUGCCAUCGUUCUUGAGGCGAUGCUUUCGGAUGUGCAUCGACUCGAUGGGCUUCUUGUGCCUUCAAUUGCGGCAUACUCCCAUCAACCCCCGUGGCAGUUGAAAUACCACCCAACCAGUACUUGGAGAUCGACAGGUGCCGCGCCAGAGAGCUGAAGUGAUUGUAGCGGCAUACACCCAAGGCGAAGAGUAACUCGGUCCAAUUUGCUAUGAAAUUCGCUACCUCGCGAAACGCCACUGCGCUCCCUUACGCGGCGAACGCAACGAUCUUUUGCAUGAGCGAUGGGAAAGUCGCCAUGAAGUUGAAUCCAAUCUGGUGAAAGAUAUCCCAGUUGUCGCAGGCCCCGAACAUGGUCAUGAAGAAGAGCACGGAGAGGACUUUGCCUCGCUCGACCUGCGCCAUCAAGUCAUCCUUGGCUACGAUCACUCCCUUGGCGGCGCAAGCGUCGAUGUAGCUCUGGACAAAGUGGUCGAGAUCGUCCUGCGACCACGGCACUCGUUGCAUGUCUCGGUUGUUGGCCAUGUAUCCGAUGUCCGCGCCUCGGUAGCACAAAUUUGCUCCGUCAAAGUCAAUGAUCUGGACGUGGGUUGGACUAAAGUAGAGUACGUUGGCGCUUCGAAGGUCGUUGUGCGACAACACGAGCUCGGACGAGGCGGGGAAGCACUUGUU
This is a messenger RNA of Aphanomyces invadans, 1654 nucleotides long. RefSeq lists its product as hypothetical. The transcript has a single exon. The record is from RefSeq and is a predicted model, not a curated record. Bases 21 to 482 code for a protein of 153 amino acids. NCBI's taxonomy places the organism in Eukaryota, Oomycota, Saprolegniomycetes, Saprolegniales, Verrucalvaceae.